GGCGGCUGACCAUGGUGCUGCCGCCGCCGGACCGGCGCCACGUGUGCCUGACUACGCUGGUGAUCAUGGGCAGCAUGGCUGUAAUGGACGCGUACCUGGUGGAGCAGAACCAAGGCCCGCGCAAGAUCGGCGUGUGCAUCAUAGUGCUGGUGGGCGAUGUGUGCUUCUUGCUAGUGCUGCGCUACGUGGCCGUGUGGGUGGGCGCCGAGGUGCGCACGGCCAAGCGCGGUUACGCCAUGAUCCUCUGGUUCCUCUACAUCUUCGUGCUGGAGAUCAAGCUCUACUUCAUCUUCCAGAACUAUAAGGCGCGACGCGGCGCGGGCGACCCCGUGGCGCGCAAGGCGCUGACGCUGCUGCUGUCGGUUUGCGUGCCGGGCCUCUUCCUUCUGCUGGUGGCGCUGGACCGCAUGGAGUACGUGCGCACCUUCCGUAAGCGCGAGGACCUGCGCGGUCGCCUUUUCUGGGUGGCGCUCGACCUGCUGGACCUGCUGGACAUGCAGGCCAACCUGUGGGAGCCGCCGCGCACCGGGCUGCCGCUGUGGGCCGAGGGCCUCACCUUCUUCUACUGCUACAUGCUGCUGCUGGUGCUUCCGUGUGUGGCGCUCAGCGAGGUCAGCAUGCAGGGCGAGCACAUCGCGCCGCAGAAGAUGAUGCUCUACCCGGUGCUCAGCCUUGCCACUGUCAACGUGGUCGCCGUGCUGGCGCGCGCCGCCAACAUGGCGCUCUUCCGCGACAGUCGCGUCUCGGCUAUCUUCGUGGGCAAGAAUGUGGUGGCUCUUGCCACCAAGGCCUGCACCUUCCUGGAGUACCGCCGCCAGGUGCGCGACUUUCCGCCACCUGCGCUCGCCCUGGAGCUGCAGCCACCACCCUCUCAGCGCAACUCCGUGCCGCAGCCCCCGCCAUUGCACGGCCCACCUGGGCGCCCCCACGGGCCCUCGCCCACGCGUGACGUCUUGGACACGUGACAGGGCCGGAGCGGUUGCGAGGACGACAAUGGGGCACAGAGACACUGUGUGCGGUUUGCAUGGGAUAGGGUAGGGUCGGGCGCCCCCUGGGGGCAGGUACGGAGAGUGCCGGUGCGUGGCGCGGUGGCUUCUUCAUCUCAGGAAUCCCUCGGACCACGGACUCUCAGCCCACCCCACCAGCCAGGCAGUUUUUGAGGCCUGGGCAUCAGCAAAGCAGAGGUGGUCUGUCCUUGCCUGAUGGGCUGCCGGGUUGGCAGGGAGGGCAGUGGGGGCCUCUGGCUCGGAGUUUGGGGCCAAGGAGACCCCUGUCAUUUUAAAGACUCGUGUUUACAGUUUUGUAUCAGAGGCUGCACUGCUUUGCCUAUUUCACAAUCUGUGUCUUUAACGGCUGGCUUGGGUGCGUGAAAGGGAGCUGAGAAGGCCGUAUCGGGUAUUGGUCUGGUGGCUGGCCAGUCCUUUCCCAGGACUCUUCCUGGUGGCCCUCAGGAGCUCAGCUACUCUGGGCUCACUGUUCCCAUCUUCAGAGGGACCAUGGCCAAACUCUGCUCUGUUCUUCCUGGGGUACCUUGAACCUCUGUUUCCCAUGCCAUGGGCAUCCUGGUCCUAUGUCUCCCCCACCUCAAGCCUAGGAGUCCCACAACCCCCCAGGUUCUCCUCCCUCCCUGCUGGUGGGCUCCUCCAGCCUGGGAUCCAAAGCCAGUUGGGAUCAGGUGCUGGCUUUGCUUCCUCAUUGAUGUUGUAUGCCGAGGCCUGGGUCCUGGAGCCUGGUCCCCCACACCAGCCCUGUUGGCCUUUUUCCAGACACUCAUGGGGCUGGCAGUGUCUGACCCAGGUGGCACACCUAUUGCUCCCAUCUGCAAGGCCCUGCAUCUGUGAUGUGACCUGGGGCUUCAACAGGCCCAGGAGGGUCGGUAGCCUUUGGGAGGAGGCCGUGAAGGUGCUAAAAUGCCUGUUGUGAUUGGAGAUGGUUGUAUGUAUGCACUGCCCAUGGUGCACCUGCCCUAGAGACCCCCCUUGGUGUGCCAGGCGGGGUUCACCACAUUGGUCUCCACUUCCUGUGUCCCUGUAGCUCACCAGUGGCAAGGUUUUGCUGUAACCACUCAGAAGGGUGUGAAACUUGCUGUGUCCUCCCUGAGUGCCUCUCCUGACGACUGUGGAGGUCAAGGGUGUGACUGGAGGAUAGUGGCAGGUGACAGGGCCUGAAAAGACUGCUGUGGCCCCACUCCCAUGGCCAGCUAGCUACCGCCUGGGGUCUGGCCUUGGGGAGUCACCUGUCUUUCAGGCCACUGUCCUCAGUUGCACAGGGGCUACCUCUGUGGCUAUAACCCUGCCUUUGUCAGAUGUGGCUUCUGACCCUUUGACCACACCCUCCUCUGUAGACUCCCAUAGGAGUCUGUGUGAGGGGGUGGGACUGUGCCUACAUUGCCAGUGAGCCCCACAGGAAGCCUUGGAGAGGCCACAGGUCAGGAUAGGGGGGCUUUGGGAAUCUUGUGAGGAUUGGGGCAGGGCCUGGCAUGUUCUUGCCAAUGUGUGGUCUAGGUUAGGGGCCACUGGGUGGGGCCUGAGGGGCAGCAGCAAUUUUACAAGUCGGGCUUCAGCCAGCAACCCCCAGCCUGCCCUGCAGUCUCCCAGUGAAGAUGAGUCUGCAGCAGCCCUGGCUCUGGGCACCUCACUGGCAAGUCCUGUGGGAGAAGACGGGCAGUGUGAGGACUGAUGGGUGGGGUUGUGGAGGUCCUAGGCCCUAUGCUGCCCCUGGUGUCCUAUUUUGGCUCUUCCUGGAGGACCCUUGCUGGUCCUUGGGUCUGGGGAGGUGUGGGGCCAGCUUUGCCUGGAUUGCCCCCAUGUCUGUGUGUCAGAGGUGGGGUGGGUGGCCACCUGGUGUGUAGAGAAGAGGCCAGUGGCUUGCCGACCCCCAGGCACCCUUGCCUGCAUGCUCCCAGCUCUGCCUGGCCUGUUUGGGGGUGUGGCCAGGCUCACCAUGCUCCUCAGCACUGAUCAACACCACCCCCUGUGCCUCCACACCCUCCCCAGCAGCAUCCUGUGGUGGGGGUCCAGGUCCCAGAUGUCUCUCUCCCAAGGAGCCAGGGACCCUGCCUCCAGCAGUCCUGACUUGGUUUAAUGGCCCCUGCCCUGUGACUGUGUCUCUGAGGGCAUCCAAACAGACUGUCCCCAAGGCUCAUGCCUGCACCCACUGUUACCAUGACAUUGACCACAGCUGUAGCCACAGGAGGGCUAGAAACCAAAGGCCUUUAUCAGGCUUGAGGCCCAAGGCAUCUGUUUUCUGGGGUCUCCCAGGUUGUAUUCCAGCCUGCCCCUCCUCAGCUUCCUGAGAUGGCCUGCAAUGGCCAGAUGUAGCAGAGAAGCCAGCCAGUCAGUCCCCAGUCCUCUCACUGAGGCCUCUGUCAGUUCGCAAAUCCUGGUGAAUGUCUACUGGAGCCAAUGCACAGCUCAGGUAGGACCGUCCCUGAGUAUGUGGGGGGCUGAUGCCUGGGCACAGCCACACUGUGAAGAGGCCAGAUGGUCAGCUGUCCUGGGGACAGCUGAGUCAUCCCAAGAGCCAUGCACAGGGACCCACAGCUGUGGCUGGCCGCAGCAUGGAGGUGAAGACUGGGUUCCCUGCUCCCUGGGGGAGGAGUGCUGUGUGAUUCCAGGAGGCAUUUGGAAGGGCUUGGGAACUGAGAACAGGGUGGGAUGCUGAGCAGGGCCUGGCCGAGAAUGGAGGCUGGUCAGUGAUGGAGGCCGGUCAGUGGGAAGGUCAUUCUGCAGCCAAGUGCCCAGAAACUUUGGGCCAGGAAGGGGGCGGGGUGCUGAGGAGGAGAGAAAGUGGGCAGUGUAGGUCAUGUCCUGAGGAGGGGGUUGUUCUGGGCACUGGGCCCUUCAUGGCCUAGCCCACCUCUCAUCACCAGGGCCCUUUGUGCCCUUGCAGCCCCCUGCCCCCAGCAAUGUCAGAUGCCAUUCCCAUCAUCCUCCCUCAGGCUAUGAGGAUAUGAGAAUCAGUCAGGGUCAGAGAGAAAAGCCAUGCACAUGUUCCCUGCUGAACUCAAGAAUGGGAUCCGCCACUCCUAGACUGAGCUGUCCUGGGGAGACACCACAUUUCAGAUGCUUGGGCAGCUCUGACAUGCUGCCAUCUAAGGCUGAACCAAAGCCUCAUGUCUCUUGCCCAGGUACACCUGAGGCCCCCAGGGCCUGUCCUGCUGUAGCUCCCCUGGCACCCAGGACCUCAGGAGCUUCCCAUCCUUCCCAUCCUGCUCCAAGGAAACCCGGGCCUGGUAACCCUCCCACUGAACUCAGCCCCUUAACAUGGAGAACAGACUGCAGCCAGGAUGCAUCUUGCUUGGUGGAAGUAGGAGGCAAGCUUCUCCAGGGUCAGGAGAAGCUUGGACAGCACGGCCAUGCCUCAGAGGACCCAGGGGCUUUGCACCCUCAUUUGCCAUCUUGGAGGGUUGGCGAUGUCACCCUGAGUCAUUAUAAGGGGCCAUGACAACAUCUGGUGUCACAUCAUCUCACAAAUGGAGGAGAGGAGCAGAGCCUCCUCCUGCGAUCCCCUCUCUUGGUAGGAAAGUCUUCCCAGGACGUGCUCAGCAUGUGUGCCCUCUGUGUGCCCAGAACCUUUUCCAGGUCCCAGGCCCACCCAGAGCCCAUUCCAGGACAAUCCCAGUCUCUUUUGCUGGCAGUGGGGAAAGUGGUUACUGUGAGUGCUCUCAGGCCACCAGGUGAGCCUGCCGCAGUGUCAGGGACUCGGGCAGGACUCCUGAGUCUGAGACAAAAGACUUCCUUAGAGCACAGUGGGCAGCGGGAGCGCUGGUGUGGUUGUGCUUC
Molecule: messenger RNA, 4784 nt
Organism: Nycticebus coucang (slow loris)
Lineage: Eukaryota; Metazoa; Chordata; Mammalia; Primates; Lorisidae
Gene: TMEM121
Product: transmembrane protein 121
Exons: 1
Coding region: 12-965 (317 amino acids)
Source: RefSeq, a predicted model, not a curated record